Molecule: messenger RNA, 2527 nt
Organism: Actinia tenebrosa (Australian red waratah sea anemone)
Lineage: Eukaryota; Metazoa; Cnidaria; Anthozoa; Actiniaria; Actiniidae
Molecular function (GO): protein binding
Source: RefSeq, a predicted model, not a curated record
CGGUGCUAGUUUGAGUUCUACAGAUGUAUUACUAUCACAAGGCUAAUGUUGUUAAGUAUUGAGCCAUAUUUGGCGACAAAUAUCACGGAAGAAUUCGAAACAUUCUAUACUGCUAGAUGACAGCUGGUCUUUCGUUACAUUAAAUCAUCAGCUGUUUGAGCUUAACCAUCAAAAUACUUCAGCAAAGGUCAACUAGCGUCUGUAGUUUGGAAUGUUUGCAUGUGUCGUGCAGUACUUAAAAUAUCCCGCAACACGAGAAGGAAUAGUUAUAAAUGUUGGCGUUUUCAAGGUCAGUGCUACAAACUCUUUUCUGAACAACGCGCGGGAAAAUGGCAGCUCCAUGCGAAUCAGAGCCAGAUUUCUCUCAGCCUUGGAAAGUAAGUGACAUUGUGCUUCUUGUAGACGAUGUUCGCUUGCAUGUGCAUUCUGGGGUUCUAGUGAUGUGGUCUCCAGUCUUCGAAAAUAUGUUUGCUGAAUUGAAAAGAAAAAAUGCAAGAGUACUGACGUUGGAAAAACAAAAGCCUAAUGAAAUCCGUGAGCUUCUCUUGGUUAUUUACCCUACGAUUAAAAGGCCAAUCAAUGAAAACAACUGCUAUUACCUUCUUGAGAUAGCGGAGCAGUUUCAAAUGAGGAAAGUGACGGAACAAUGCGAAGAGUAUUUGAUGAGGACGCUCAAAUCUGGCAGCGAAUUGGUGGAUCUAUUGGUUUUGGCGUCGAAGUACAACAUGCGAAUCCUUCGAGAAGAAUGUUUAAAACUAACAAAACAGCUCGAAUGGAAGGUUAUUCAACAGCACAAUCUUUAUGAGCAGAUUGAAUUGAAAGAUUAUCGAGAGAUAGCCGAAGAGAGGCUCAGAAGUUUGCACAACGACCAUCAAAGUGAGAAAGAAAAGGCUUUUCGACUAGAAGAAGAGUUGGACUACUACCGACGACAGGGAGAACUAGCUCGUACACCGUCCUCUUGCGUUGUCAACCCAGGACUGGCGAGCCCAAGAUUGCCUAGAAAACAAAUAGUCCAGCCCUGCAAGUCAAGACCCGUGCAAGUCGUACUGAAUACUAGAAUAAAACCUGCUGUUCAGAGCCCAGAGAAGAGUCCUCAUGUUCCUCCGCCCGUGCCUAAACGAGCUCAUUUUCCGGUCAAACCUCAGCCGAUCAUCAAAGAAUUUUAAGUCAGAAUCCGGCAUAUUGAGCAGCAAGCAAUGCCGCCUAGAUCUGCAAGUAAACUGGAAUAUAUAAUCCGCGUCAAACUGAAGUGACACGAAGUUCAAUGACCUAGUCCUACACUGAUGCUAGCAGAUUUCCAAAAAUAGUUGAAAAGGAUAUUUCAUCGAAGUUACCGGCGCUGAUUGACAUGAAAACGGAAUCAAAGAAACUCAAUAUAUAUACUUUACCAUCCCUUCAUUGCUAGACAUUCAUUUUGUCUGAUUUUGUAAUAGGCUAGCUAGUAUUCCACUUAUUGUUAGAACAAUAGCGAUAGAUAUAGAGGUAUUAGGACUGAGUCGUGACUGAAAAAAAUCCUCACUUUUUAGUGAGGAUCUUGGAACGAUAUCUAACUAUUUCAAAAAAUGUUGGUGAAGGUUUUUUUGCAUGUCGCAUCUUGGUUACUAAGCUUGAGAUAUAUUAUAUUCGUGUUAUGUGAAUAAUGUCAGCCAUUUAGAUCCAACACGACCUUCUCCCGUGUGUGAUUCAAAAAGCGCCAAAACUUGUCGAUUUUUUACAAGUAUUAUGAGCCACACUCACCAGGCCUAUCCGGGCCGAUCCAAACGCGUGUAAAUGACGUCAACGUGUUUGAUUGACGGCAGUCUAUUGCAAAGUCCACGUCGCGGUUUUUGUCUGGGGUGGAAGCGUAGUAAUGCAAAUGGCUGUAAUUUGCAUGUUACAUACCAAGCCCGCGUAGCAAUGCAAACGGCGGUAACAAAACCUUCAACAAUCUUUUUUUUGAAAUAACUGCAUUUUCUGUGGGACAAAGGUACUGACUGUAUCUAGAACUGACUUGAAGUUCUCGAAACUGACCUCUUCAAGUAAGUUGGGCGUAAUGUUUUCCUAUUUCAGACGUGUCAUUCUCUUGAAAAUAAAAUUCUAAGAUUUAAAUGCACAACCGUUAAACAAAGAAAUGAUACUCUAGGGAAUGCCAAACUAAAAAAGGUCUAACGAGCAUGCGCAAACGUUUUUGUCCUGUGUUACUUCCGCACAAAGUCGUGGUGCAGUGACGGAUUCAGGAUUUUUCAAAACGGGAUCCAGAUUUUCCACUUCUUAGCUUUUACUAUAUGAGUGCUGUUCGUUUGAAUACAAAUUAUAAAACUUGCCUCACCUUAUUUAAUCAKAUGUUAAUCAGUCAUCAGCCAAAACAUUUCGACACAGGUAGUCCAUUCAGUUGGUCGGGGAAUGGCGAUGGCACGAUCUUUUUGGAAUACUUGAGCUUCGCAAAUUACCAGUACGACGCCAAAAACAAGCUAUAUCAACAGGACACAACCCAAAACUUCUGUAAUCUUUUUAAUUAAUAUCUACAGAUUUUUUUCUUGAUGUCCAA